AGCAGCCUGCCGGAAAUCACAUCCGUGGAGGAACGCGUGCUCACCCGGCUGACAGGUUAGACUAUGCAGCCUGUAGGUCAGAGUCACUACACACAACAACAGAGUCUAGUGCUAAUGAAAGGCUGAUUUUUUUUUUUUCUUUUCUGUAUUUUUAUUUAUUUUUUAACAGAUAGCUCAGCCAUGUCCGGAGCGUUAGCAAGGCUGCUCUUCUAUCCGACUUUAGCCUACAAUGUUGUCAUGGAGAAGGUGUCGUCCAGGCGGUGGUUUGACCGAGUGGACGAGACGGUGGUCCUCGGAGCUCUGCCGUUCAGGUCCAUGACCAAACAGCUGGUUGAAACAGAAAAUGUUCGAGGGGUUAUCACCAUGAAUGAGAAGUAUGAGACUAAAUAUUUCUGCAACUCAGCAGAGGAGUGGCAGGCUGCAGGGGUGGAGCAGCUGAGGCUGAGCACGGUUGACCUCACUGGCAUCCCCAGCCUGGAGAACCUGCACCGGGGCGUGGAGUUCGCCCUGCAGUGCCGAGAGCGGGGGACCAGCGUGUACGUCCACUGCAAGGCCGGACGCUCCCGCAGCGCCACGCUGGCUGCUGCUUACCUCAUCCGGUUACACUGCUGGACUCCAGAGGAGGCCUGUCAGAAGCUGACGUCUGUUCGACCGCACAUCCUGGUGCGUGCUGCUCAGCUGGAGAUGCUGAGGAAAUACUACCAGCAGGUGUGUGGACAGUCCAGCUGAGAGCGAAGGGCGACAGGACCGACCUCAUAAUGUUCCCAGCAGCUGGAAGACUGAAUCACAGCUGUUGUAUCAAUCAGUCCUCCAUAAUCAUAAUGUACACCCACUGAAGAGUAAAUGCCAAACAUGUUGUGCCCCCCCCCACAGUGUCCCAGUGGUCAAUUCAUGAAAAAUAAGUAAGCAGAAAUGACAAUUUCUACAAGUAAUUAUCAUGAAUUUCUUUUGUAACCCUCAUUUCAUAAAACCUGCAACUUCAAAGUGACGAACGUGGAACAGUGACUUAAACCCUCCCUCCUGUAAAUCCCUGACUCUGGUUUUAGUACCUGGAGCUAAAACAUAUAAAUUUAAUUUCUGAAAGACGUGAAGCUCCGAAUUAUGGUACAAAGAAAACACUUGGAAACGUUUUUAAAUUCCUGUCCCUUUUUGUGAUUUUUCCCAACCCGUCGUCGUGUUUCAGCCAAAAAUUCUUUCAAAUUCCAUAUGAAAAACAACAUUGCUGUACCAUUUGCUUCUGACUUUUGUAAUAAAAACACUUCAUUGAA
Messenger RNA from Xiphias gladius (swordfish), 1268 nucleotides. RefSeq names its product protein tyrosine phosphatase mitochondrial 1 (gene ptpmt1). The transcript is spliced from 4 exons. The record is from RefSeq and is a predicted model, not a curated record. The coding region runs from base 181 to 729 and encodes 182 amino acids. Gene Ontology annotation, biological process: protein dephosphorylation. Gene Ontology annotation, molecular function: protein tyrosine/serine/threonine phosphatase activity; phosphatidylglycerophosphatase activity; phosphatidylinositol-4,5-bisphosphate 5-phosphatase activity. NCBI's taxonomy places the organism in Eukaryota, Metazoa, Chordata, Actinopteri, Istiophoriformes, Xiphiidae.